AUGACUAGUCCUGGCACCAAGGCGUCCUGGCUCUCGCAGCCGGCCGUGAAGAGCGUGCUGGUGUAUCGCAACGGGGACCCUUUCUUCCCGGGGCGCCGCAUCGUCAUCCACGAGAAGAAAGUGUCCAACUUUGAUGUGUUCCUGAAAGAGGUGACGGGCGGCGUGCAGGCGCCCUUUGGAGCCGUGCGGAACAUCUAUACCCCCCGGGGUGGGCACCGUGUCCGGCAGCUGGAGGAGCUCCAGAGUGGGGAGCAGUAUGUGGCUGGUGGCAGGGAGGCCUUCAAGAAACUCAACUAUUUGGACAUUGGAGAAACAAAGAAAAAACCUUCUGAAGUCAAUAAUGAGUCAACACUUGAAGAUGUCAAGCCAGUUACUCACAGUAGGAUCACCGUGUCAGCUCGGUUUCGAAAGCCUCUGCAGGAGCCCUACACUAUUUUCCUGAUUGCUAAUGGAGACCUUAUUAGCCCUGCAGUGCGCCUCCUCAUUCCCAGGAAAACACUAAAUCACUGGGAUCAUAUUCUUGAAAUGGCUACAGGAAAAGUUACACUCAGAAGUGGAGCUGUUCACAGACUCUACACUGUAGAUGGAAAACUUGUUCAGAAUGGGUCAGACUUGGAGAAUGGACAAAUUUAUGUUGCAGCGGGUAGAGAAAAGUUUAAGAAACUGCCGUAUGGUGAUGUGCUGUCUAAAUCUACAAUGAGAAGGCCACAGGGUUCCAAAACCUCUGUGCUCCCUCCGACUGUGGGAUCUCGAAAGUCAAAAGGCAGUGGAAAUGAUAGACAAUAUAAAUCUACCGUUGGAUCCAGUGACCAGAGAGAAAAUAGUUCCUCACCUCAGCUUCCCAAAAGGAAAGACAAAAAAAGCCAGAACCCAGAGAAUUCUGUGUCCAGGCAACACUUUUCUAGCCACUCUACAAAAGUAAAACAGACAGUAAAAGCUUCCCCAGGAGUCCUUCAAGAUAAUGGUGAAGAUACUUACAAAGCCAGAGAAGAGGGGUCUGAAAUGUGGGGGGCAGUUGAAGUGCAAGAAGAUGAAGAUACUCUUGUGGAAGUUCCACUGGACCAGAGACCAGCAGAAACUGUAGAUGAAGAAGAAAAUGUAGAAGAGGAAAAUGACAGGGGAGAGGAGGCAUAUAAAGGAGAGGAAGAAUAUUCAGAUGUGAAUGGAGAGAAAAGUGGGGAAACUGUUAAAGAAAAAAUUGAAGUGGAAGAAAACAAAAAGAAAUUAAAUGAAAAUUAUGAAGAUGAAGCAAGAGAAACACAGAAUGUUGACCAAGCAGAGGAAAAGGAACUUAUCUAUUUAAAUGGCAAAAAUAAUGAAGGAAAUGAUGAGGGAAUUGAGCAUUUGAAGUACCAAGGUGAUCUUCAGCCUGAAGAAGAAGUAAAAGAGCAUUCUGGUAGUCAGCACCAGGUCGUUCCCAGUCUUGAAAAGACAUCUGCAAAUCCAAGAGUGGCAGUCACCAGCCCACAGGAGAGUGAAAAGAACGACCAGAGCAAUGACUGUGUGGCAGUUGCAUGA
Molecule: messenger RNA, 1518 nt
Organism: Cinclus cinclus
Lineage: Eukaryota; Metazoa; Chordata; Aves; Passeriformes; Cinclidae
Gene: DCDC2
Product: doublecortin domain containing 2
Exons: 11
Coding region: 1-1518 (505 amino acids)
Biological process (GO): intracellular signal transduction; dendrite morphogenesis; cilium assembly
Cellular component (GO): microtubule organizing center; axoneme; kinocilium
Source: RefSeq, a predicted model, not a curated record